Messenger RNA from Cryphonectria parasitica EP155, 1599 nucleotides. RefSeq lists its product as uncharacterized. The transcript is spliced from 3 exons. The record is from RefSeq and is a predicted model, not a curated record. Gene Ontology annotation, molecular function: transmembrane transporter activity. Gene Ontology annotation, biological process: transmembrane transport; amino acid transport. The coding region runs from base 1 to 1599 and encodes 532 amino acids. Lineage: Eukaryota; Fungi; Ascomycota; Sordariomycetes; Diaporthales; Cryphonectriaceae. Gene Ontology annotation, cellular component: membrane.
AUGCCCACUUUAACCUUGAUAACGGCCACGGAUCGUGACUGGCCUUUUCUUGCCCUUGAGUCCCUCGGCGUCAAGCAGGAGCUCCAGCGCAACUUCAGCCGCGUCUCCAUGCUGGGUCUGGCCUUUGCCAUCCUGAACAGCUGGACCGCCCUCGCCGCCUCUCUCUCUUUGGCUCUUCCCUCUGGAGGCGCCAGCGCCAUCCUCUGGGGUCUGAUCGUCGCAGGCCUGUGCAACCUGUGUCUCGCCGCGUCCCUCGCCGAGUUCCUGUCCGCCUACCCAACCGCCGGCGGCCAGUACCACUGGGUUGCCAUCAUCAGCUGGAAGCGCUUCGCCCGUGCCAUCAGCUACUCGACCGGCUGGAUUAACGUCGCCGCCUGGGUGUGCCUGACCGCCACCGGUGGUCUGCUGGGCAGCCAGCUGAUCUUGGGCGUCAUCUCGCUGAUGCACCCGAGCUACGAGGCCGAGGCCUGGCACCAGUUCCUCAUCUACAUCGCCUACACCCUCGCCGCCUUCCUCAUCAACACCUUUAUGAACCGGCUGCUUCCUUACUUCAACAAGGCCGCCUUCCUCUGGUCCCUUGCGGGCUUCGCUAUCAUCUGCAUCACCGUUCUCGCCUGCGGCUCUCCCAACUACCAGAGCGCCUCGUUCGUCUUUGGCGGGUUUAUCAACGAGUCUGGCUGGCCCGAUGGGCUGGCCUGGCUGCUCGGCCUCCUCCAGGGCGCUUUCGCGCUGACGGGCUUCGACGCGACCAUCCACAUGAUCGAGGAGAUCCCCCGCCCCCAGAUCGAGGGCCCGAGGAUCAUGCUGGCCUGCAUUGUCAUCGGCAUGUUCACCGGCUUCAUCUUCCUCAUGUGCCUCCUGUUUGUCGUCACCGACGUCGACGGAGCCAUCGAGUCGGCCGCCGGUCCCCUCCUGCAGAUCCUGUACGACGCCACCAGCAAUAAGGCCGGCGCCGUGUGCCUGCUCAUGUUCCCCAUCGUGUGCAUGCUCUUCACCACCACCUCCAUCAUGACCACCUCCAGCCGUAUGAGCUACGCCUUUGCCCGCGACCGCGGCCUGCCCUUCAGCCGCGUCUUUGCCAAGGUCCACACCGGCCUGGACGUGCCCCUGAACGCCCUCAUCUGGACCACCGUCUGGGUCAUCAUCUUUGGCUGUGUCUUCUUGGGCUCCUCCAGUGCCUUCAACGCUAUUACUGCUGCCAGUGUCGUCGCCCUGGGCGUCACCUAUGCCAUUCCCCCUACCAUCAAUGUCCUUCGGGGCCGCAAGAUGCUGCCCGAGAGCAGGUCCUUUAAGAUGUCCAACUGGCUCGGGUGGUUGACCAACCUGGUCGGCAUUGCCUGGACCCUCCUGACCACGGUGCUCUUCGUCUUCCCCCCCGACAGCCCCGUCACCCCGGACAACAUGAACUACGCCGUUGUCGCUUUCGGUGUCGUCCUGGUCAUCGCUGUUGUCCAGUGGCUCAUCGACGGCCGCAAGAACUACGAGGGUCCUCACAUCGACCCAGAGGCUAUGAGCAAGGGCGUCGUCGAGGGCAUCACGGGUGUCGAGAGCUCGCACUCGGGUGGCGAGACCUCUGACGCCAAGCUGGCGGAGCAAUAA